Durusdinium trenchii is the source of this 561-nucleotide messenger RNA. The record is from the annotation of a GenBank genome assembly. Lineage: Eukaryota; Dinophyceae; Suessiales; Symbiodiniaceae.
AUGCAUGCGUUGUGCAUCGUGUGUGCAUGUGCAUUGCACUUCAAUGAAGUUCAAGCGGUGCCUGAUUUUCCAGCUUUCCCCGCUGCCCAUCCAGAUCUUCUGCACAAUGUACCUCAUGUGCCAACAGCUCAUGCAGAAUGGGGUGUUAAAGCACCCAUUCCUCUCCGUGACUUAGAUCCACAGUUCAUCGUGAAUCGACAGGCCGAAAGCAAAGCCGUGGCAAUUCUGCGAUCGUUGGUCGCAGGCUUGUCAACCUCACUUGGAGCUGGCAUUGUUUUGUUACUCCGUGGCUCACCAAGUGCUGGUCAAAUGGCUUUUGCUUUGGCUUUGGCGGCCGGUGUGAUGCUCACUGUCUCCUUGGUGGAACUCUUUGUUCCGCCAUUCUUCCAUGGGCAGUGGCUACAGGCAAGCCUGUCCGGCCUCUUUGGGUUUCUUAGCUUAUGGUCCUUAGGAGAUUUGUUUCAGAGCCAGAGAUGGCUUGUGGAAAGAAGGAUGAGGACGAUGUGGAGAAGGGGCAUGCUAGAGAUAACGUGGAACCGAAAGCAAGGCAAUGGCGGUUAG